AAAUCCGGACGUGGACACGUGUGGAUAUACGAGCUAUCUCAAAUAAUGCCUUCUGUCUUUCAAUGAAACUUUGACAUGGUCUUUCUACCAACUUCAACCAAAUAAAUGAGAUGGAAUGUCUUGGAUUAUCACUGCCUGCUCUAAGAAGAAAAAUAGAUGAUGUGCAGCGCUUUCUUGCUAUUGCUCUCCGCAUUGCCAACGCGCAUACAGUGGACUUUUACACGGGUAAUAUUUGGGAUGAGUUCAUAGGUCUGACACCGGAGGACGUGUUGUCCCAUUUUAACGAUAACAUCAAUCCACAACAGACGACUCAAGAGGGAAACAUGAGAAACAGCUUUGGUUUCAGUCAUGACAGCGGGAAGCUGGUACACAUAGGAGCUUUCCUGGAAGCAGCAGAAGCUCACUCUCUCCCUAGCCUCAGGAUUUCUGUGCCCUUUGGAAAGUUAGUGGAGAUGCUCAAUGACACAGAAAGACACACCCGGUGGAAUGCAGCUUUGGACACUGAUGAUUUUAUGAAUUGUAAGAAGGCACACGAGGUCCAGGCCAUGUCUGAGGUGGUUGCUCUCCUGGCCCAACACUGCAGAGUUAAACAGGUCAUAGAUGUGGGAUCUGGAAAGGGUUAUUUAAGCACACAUCUCUCCAUGCUGUAUGGGUUGCAAGUGUUUGGCAUAGACUCUUCCAGCACCAAUACACAUGGAGCACAGGAGAGAAGUCGUAAACUGAAGAGACACUCAAGAGUAAAUCAAAAACUCAAGAAAGAUGCCAAGGAGAGUGGACGCUUAGCAGGAGCUGGAAAGACAGAAGAACAUAGGGAGAGUGGUAUGGGAGAAUUUGUUGCAACUGAAAAUAAUUCUACACAGCUGCAAGACACUCAGUUGAGUGCUGUUGCAGAGGUGCCUGUGGAUGUCAGCAUUCAGAUUGGAGAACCGGUGGAAUGUGCAGUUGAAGAUGAAGGAAUGACUGAUCCUUUUCUUAGUACCCUGUCUUUGAAUGCUGUGGAACCUAUCUCUGGGCGGAUCCCUCCCAGUCAGCUGAGCAAGGAGGAAAGGGAGAGAAGGAUGAGGGAGAAUCUGGAGAAAAAGUCAUAUAAUAGAGAUAGCAGUAGCAGCAGCCUGUUCUUACCACUUACCUCCUAUGUCACUGCAGAAACGGAACUCCGAGAGGUCAUCCCUGAACUGAGGGAUGCGGUCAUGGUUGGGCUACACACAUGUGGAGACUUGGCUUCAAGCACACUGCGCAUGUUUGUAAGCAAACGGGAGCUGCAUGCCAUUUGCAGUGUGGGGUGUUGCUACCAUCUUCUUUCAGAAGAAUUUGACCAGAAAAGAGGGCAUCACACACUACCUAACCUGAUUACAGACCAAAUGCAGUCCAGUCCAGAGUUGGGGACUGAAGUUUGUGGUUUUCCCAUGAGCCAGUAUCUAAGGGAUCAGAAUUACUUCUGUGGCCGGAAUGCCAGGAUGUCUGCAUGCCUGGCCUUGGAGAGAGUGACAGUCGGUGGUGGACUUCCAGUUGAGUCGCUGUUCUACCGUGCUGUUCUACACGUCAUCCUUCAGGAUCACUAUGGUGCACACAAGAGCGAGAAGCGGGUGGGCAACGUGUAUUCUAAAGCUUCCUCUUUUGUGGACUACAUCAGGAGAGCCCUCAGGAAGCUUGAGCUGGAUGAGUCAAAGCUCUCCGAUGGAGACAUUCAAGAAUAUCAUGAUCAAUAUAAACACAGGAUAUGUGAGAUGUUGGCUUUCAACAGGCUGAAGGUGACGUUGGCCCCCUGUAUCGAAGGUCUUAUUCUCCUUGAUCGGCUAUGCUACUUGAAAGAGCAGGAGAAUGUUUCCUUCUGUGCCCUGGUGCAGCUUUUUGAUCCAGUCAAGUCACCAAGAUGUUAUGGACUGGUUGCACUAAAGACCGACAUCAAGUCUUCAUGACAUUUAGGCUACGCUAUUACAUAUCUUAUAAGUUAACUGGCAGGCAUGUUGCCUCAACUGGACUAAUGAACAUUAUAUUUUUGUUUUUAUCAGUUCUUUGAUGAAGUUAAAACAUGAUAGAAUAUUAUUUUCUUUGUUGCUGCUAUUGUUUUGUAUAUUUUAUCUUUAUAAAUAUUGUUAUUUCUUUUUGAAAUAAAUUAAGAGAAAAAUCUUAAAUCUUUUUUUUUUUUUAAACCUAUGGUAUGUACCAAUGGUAUGUGCAUUUUGCAUGCCAAGAAUGUAUUUUCACAUCAAAGUACUCUGGUGCUGCUUGUCAUUUGCAGAUACACAAAAAAGCUGGUAACAUCUUUUGAGUGUGACCAGAAAAUAUUUAGAUAGGCUGUGGUUUGACCAAUUGUGCAAAAUGAAACUCAGAUGUACUGUAUUGCAACAAGCUUUUACUCUGCAGAAAAGUAAAACAAUAAAAGUUCAACCAUAA
This is a messenger RNA of Sardina pilchardus (European sardine), 2397 nucleotides long. It is a transcript of the gene mettl25, whose product is annotated as methyltransferase like 25. The record is from RefSeq and is a predicted model, not a curated record. NCBI's taxonomy places the organism in Eukaryota, Metazoa, Chordata, Actinopteri, Clupeiformes, Clupeidae. Bases 111 to 1919 code for a protein of 602 amino acids. The transcript is spliced from 12 exons.